AUGACUUCAUUUUGUCCUCAGGCUAUCGGCCAUGUGUCGGGAGGUCACAUUAACCCCGCGGUGACGUUGGGUCUAUUUGCAUCUGGUGAGAUCAAGGUCCUGAAGGCUGUCUGCUACAUCAUCGUCCAAACCCUCGGUGCCAUUGCUGGAGCUGCUUUCAUUAGGUUGGCGAUACCCGAAAACCAAGUUGGUCAGUUCGGUAUGACAACACUCGGACCCAAAGUUAGCGAGGGACAGGGUGUCCUCAUCGAAGCCUUGAUCACAUUCCUGCUUGUCCUGGUGGUUCACGGCGUGUGUGACGCGCGUCGUAACGACAUCAAGGGAUCAGCUCCCCUGGCCAUCGGUCUCAGCAUCACCGCCUGCCACGCUGCUUGCAUUCCAUUCACCGGCUCCAGCAUGAACCCUGCUCGUUCCUUCGGACCCGCCCUCAUCAUGGGAGCCUGGACCUCACAUUGGGUAUACUGGGUGGGCCCCAUCGCCGGUGGUGUAGUCGCUGGUGUCGUGUACAAAUUCAUCUUCCGCAUCGGCAAGGCAGGUGACAGCGGCUCCUACGACUUCUAAGCGCGUGGUUCAACCGUCCGCGGUAAACGGCGACGUUACAUUGUGCCUUAAUCUAACUCCACCUUGCGCGUACACUGCUUAUGUAAAUGUUAAACUAAUUUGCCAAAAUUGAGUCUAAAUUAUCAUCAAUUUACUGUCGAAAAAAAGAAAACUUUAAUCUGUUUAUGUACUAUAAACAGAUUAAUGAUUUUGUUGGAAAUGCAUGUAAAGGUUACUUGUCUUCAAGAAACUUUGGUAAAACGGGUUUAAUAGAAUUCGAGGCGUGAACAGAUAUAAGAACAAUAUUCUGACGUUUAUUCACCCCAAGAGACCUAAUCAGCCCGGUUCUGUAUUAAAAAUUGGUGAUAAUUAUUUUCUGAUGGUAGUACGCGCAAGGCUAGUAUUAGCUUAUUGAUAUAACCCGUUCAAAUGUUGGACCAAAUUGUUAAUGGACUUUGUCAAUGGGCUUAUACUUGUUAACUAUAUUAGUCUGUCACUAUGCUCGACGAGAAAUCCAAAGGUUUUAUUACAAA
Messenger RNA from Spodoptera exigua (beet armyworm), 1073 nucleotides. Lineage: Eukaryota; Metazoa; Arthropoda; Insecta; Lepidoptera; Noctuidae. The record is from the annotation of a GenBank genome assembly.